AUGCCAUCACAAAAGAACUUGCGGAAAAAAUUUCGUCGUUUUGAACAGAAGAAGAACAACAUCUCAGUCGUAGCAAGAUUUGAUUUUGUUCGGAAGGUAGCAGAGAAAUGGGGAAAGGAACUGCAAAUGGCUCGGACCAGCGAUCCCAACGGUGGCUCCGGAGGAACAGAGCAGUUCAUUGUUCAUGUUGCCUUCGGUGACGUUCCUUAUAUUGUACUUGGUGCCAAAGGAAUUGGAAGAACCCCUGAAGAAGCGGAGUCGAAUAGCGCAUGGAAUCUAAUGUCGUUUUUCUAUGGAUACUUGAGCAGGACCACAAUGCAAUCUCUGCGUAAAAAAUGGGCAUCCGCCGAUACCGAGAUAGAUGAAGUAGUCCAUGUUUGUCGUAAGAUUGAGGAUGCUCUAAGUUCGGAACAAUUCUGUCAACUCAAAACGGUGCCGAUUCUUGAUGUGAAUCCACCUGAAAAAGCGUGGGCACGGCAGCUCCGUUUAGAAUUGCGCAAAGCUUAUGCAAAGGAAAGACGUCAAAUUGCAACAAAGAAUUCACCAUCAACUCCAGCUAGCAGCACUAUAUUCACUCAGCAAGCACAGUCGGGUACAACGUUGAAGAGAAAGCUGUGCCAUAAUAUUGUUACCGACACUGUAGAUCCCGAUAUGCCUCUCCCCAAAAAGAGGAAUAAGGCCUGUCAGGCAGUAAGUUUGGAGAACGGUUGCUUGGAAUUGGAUUGGGCAGACGAAUGCGAUGAAGAUGGACUUCACUUCACAUACAUAUCUCCUUUGUCAACAUCUAACUCCUCUUCUCCGAGUGUUGUAUGCUUAGACAACGAAGAUGAAGAGAUCGGAAAUGGUUGCGAACCUUCACCUUCGUUUUCAUCACAGGUAUUUGACCUUUUUCGGUUGGGCAUUGACAGUAUGCUGGACAGCAGCACCUUUCGUGCGACGGGACCCGUGUUGGAAAGUGCGAAGCCUUCUUUGAACAUUGCGAGCUCUGCGAAUUCUUCAGUAUGUGGUCCUUCUCUGCAAAUUGUUGGAAAACAAGAUCCUUGUAGAGAUUCUGACCCAUCCCUAUCAUUUGAACAAGAUUCAAUUGGAGUACAUUUCAAUUCUGCAGCAACUCCUCUAGCGAGCAUAAUCCGUCUUUAUAGGGAAAAGUAUCCCAACGACUUCAAAGUGCUAGACGACGAUAUAUGGAGGCAUUAUGAGCUGAAUAGACAGACAGACGAAGUCUACCAAUGGAAGAUGGAAGUCAGGAAUAUUUUCCUGACGGAGUUUCGACCUGCAUUUCCUUAUCAGACUAUUGAGCUAUUCGCUGUAGGAUCGACAGUGAAUGGUUGCGGGAGUUAUAAUUCAGAUAUGGAUUUGUGUCUUUGCAUACCUAUGGGAGUUGAAAAUAUGUAUUCUUCGGAAAGAAUAGCUGCUGUGAAAAUUCUUCGUAGACUUAAUACGAUCAUCAAGGGGAAACCUUCACUUCGCAAGAUAGUACGGAAGAGUGAGGUAAUUCCUGCGAAGGUUCCAAUAAUCAAAAUGGCUUUGCAUCCUCCAUACGAAGAGCUGGACUUAGAUGUUAAUAUCAACAAUACUGCUGGUAUCUACAACUCACAUCUCAUUCACUACUACUCGUUAUUAGAUCAACGAUUUCCUGCGGUAUGCCUCAUAGUUAAACACUGGGCAAUCACAAAUGGAAUUGGAGAUGCUGCUACCGGUUCUUUCAAUAGCUACUCUCUCAUCCUUCUUGUACUGCACUAUUUCCAGUGUGGAGUACAACCAGCUGUGCUACCUAAUCUUCAACACGUUUAUCCCGAUGUAUUCGGAUGCACACCUCCACUUCGAGAACUGAAACUAUUUCAAACGCUACAACAUUUGCCUAGUAAGGACAAAUUUCUCCAGAGUGAAAGACCGCUGAACAAACAAACAGUUGGAGAGCUUUUGGUUGGCUUCUUUCACUACUAUUCAACAUUUGACUUCGAAAAUAUGGCAAUCUCCAUUCGAAAUGCCUGCGUUUUUUCGAGAAAUGAACUGAAUCCAGACACAUUUGUGUUCCGCGUAUUCAUUGAGGAACCGUUUGACAGGAACAAUACUGCGAGAUGCGUUACAAAACCAUACGUGAUGGAUCGUAUCCAGCGCGCUUUUCAGCAAGCCAGAGACGUAUUUUCGAAAAAUUGUCCCUCUCUUCAAAGGAUUAAGGUUACAGUUUAG
Messenger RNA from Necator americanus (New World hookworm), 2193 nucleotides. RefSeq lists its product as uncharacterized. The coding region runs from base 1 to 2193 and encodes 730 amino acids. The transcript is spliced from 22 exons. The record is from RefSeq and is a predicted model, not a curated record. Gene Ontology annotation, molecular function: poly(A) RNA polymerase activity. NCBI's taxonomy places the organism in Eukaryota, Metazoa, Nematoda, Chromadorea, Rhabditida, Ancylostomatidae.